AUGGAGUUCCUAGUCACAGCGACCAUUGUUCUUUAUGACUAUUGCUUGAUUCCAGAUUGCCAAUGGCUACAGGAGAAAGAUGACUCAGAUGAUAACAGCAGUGAUAAUUCUGCUAAUGACUCUGGUGAUAACAAACACAACGAAUCUGAUGAUAGUAGUAGCUUCUAUGAUUCUGAUCGGUCUGCACCUAGUCAUGAGGAGGAGGAUGACCGUAUUGUGGGCUAUGGUGAGAUUUCAAGGGAGCAUAUACGUACAGCAUACAAGUAUUUGAUUUAUGGUCAUAAAUCCCGUGCGGGUGAACCUGUGGAAAGUUAUGGAAAUUAUGGGAGCAAUGUUUCUGGUAAUUUUGGUGGUGUUGGUAUGCUUUUGAGCCUCUCACAUGUUAAAACAAUGCAGCUGUUAGCUCAUCCAGGAGAGGUGCUGCUGACGAGGGAGUCGAAAUCAUGCACUGACUUCAAAAACCUGAAGACUCUGACUCUUGGUGAAUGGUGUAUAACUCCUGGAUUUGAUGUUUUAGCAGCCAUGCUAGGGCACUCGCCAAACUUAGAGAACCUUUUUCUCCAGCUUGACAUGGCCUAUAACAGCAGAGUGGGUUUCAAUCCAAGGGCAAGUUCAUUCAAGUGCACCAACCUUAAGAUGGUGCACAUCACCUGCUGUAAGCAUGAUCUAAUGGUCCACAAAUUGGCAGAAUUCUUCAGUGAGAAUAGCAUACCCAAUAACAAGAUUUUUGUCCGUCGGUCUGCCUGCUCUGGAUGUGUUGGAGGCACAAGCUCUCAGGCGAAGCGCAAGGUGCAAAGCGAAGCUUACACAAUAGAAUCAAAGCGGAUGAAAGCAGGAAACUGAGGAAGACCCAGCUGAUGAGGGUACGCUGAUGUCAUACAGCAAUUGUGUUGAAGAAGACGUCAAGACGAUUAGUUGAGGCAACUUUUUGUUAUCUCACUGUCUCUGUGAAUCGCUUACUUUGUAUUGUAUUCUGAGCAAAAAAGG
This is a messenger RNA of Panicum hallii, 987 nucleotides long. RefSeq lists its product as uncharacterized. Lineage: Eukaryota; Viridiplantae; Streptophyta; Magnoliopsida; Poales; Poaceae. The transcript has 3 exons. Bases 1 to 843 code for a protein of 280 amino acids. The record is from RefSeq and is a predicted model, not a curated record.